Messenger RNA from Gasterosteus aculeatus aculeatus (three-spined stickleback), 3031 nucleotides. Its product is annotated as leucine-rich repeat-containing protein 14. The record is from RefSeq and is a predicted model, not a curated record. Lineage: Eukaryota; Metazoa; Chordata; Actinopteri; Perciformes; Gasterosteidae. Gene Ontology annotation, cellular component: cytoplasm.
UGUUAGCUGAUAAGAACAUGUACGGUAAAGAUUUCAAAUGGUUGACUUUAAUUUGUUAAGUUAAACUGUAAUAUUGUUUUGUUUUUUCCUUCAGCAAAGAUUCUGAUUAUUUAUGUGGCAGGAUACAAAAACACCUGGAUACAGGAUACAUCUGUUGUUUGAGGUCUCUUGUGGAGGGAUUAGCACAGGUCUGCUGUUUAUAUAAAUACAAAUAUCGAAAAUUAACUAAACAGUAAGAAGGAACAGUAAAACUAUAUAAUAAAUGGGAAAAUAUCGCUGCCAAUUAAAGAAAUAACAUAGAUAUUAUAUGAAAUAUCUUGGUGUUGGUGACGCCAGGGUGACGUCACCUUUACGUGCUGCGUCACUGCGUCACAGCAGCAGCUUUCUGAGCGCUCGCUUGUCGAGUGAGCGAACGGUGCGCUCGAGCGUUUAACAUUUCACCAGCGAAAUGUUUCCACGUUUAUCGCUAUUAAUAACACGCGUGGAUAUCAGAUGAUGUUGUAAAUUAUCUUUUUUGGGGGGGGUUGGAAGGUCUCUUACAAGACCGCCUCAACUUACUGCCAUAAAGUUGCUCUUUGCUAGCCCGAGCUAGCUAACGUUAGCCCUCGAGACUUUAUGAAGUCGGCUUCCUUUCGCGACGCGGCGUGUUUGUUGUUUCCGUUGUUGUUGUUGUUGUCGUCGUCGUGUGCUUAAAAGCUCACCCUUCUCUGGGAUGAAAUGGUGCUUUCCUUGGUGAGCCUUUGCGCCAGGGAAGUGGUGAGGGACCACAGCUCGUCGCCCUGCUGGCUCAGGUGGGUGCCCAGGGAGCUGUACAGACCGCUGUUGGAUGCCUCCUUCGCCGGCUGCAGACCGCUGGCUGUGGGAGAACUGGUGCAGCGGUGGCCCGAACGCACGCUGCGUGUCGGCAGGCGCCGGAAACCGGGUCAAACCGGACCGAACCGACUCUGCGUCCAGGCCCUGUUGCUCGCAGUCGUCAGAGGGAUGUCGGACAAAAGGUGUGCCCUGCAGAUGCUGGACCUCUGCGGGCUGCAAGGAGACGAAGGAGGGAUGGGAGAUCCCAUGGGAGGCUGGUCUCUGACUGUAGCGCUCUGCACCAUGGUGGUUCAGGCCAGAACCAGAGCACAGAGGGCCCAGCGUGAGAGGAAAAGGCUCUCAGGGCUGCAGAGGGAGAAAGGCGUGAAAAGAGAAAGGGGAGAGAAAAGCCACGCCGACGAGCUGGGGGGACACGACACGGAGAAAUUGGACCCGUGUGGGGCCGUGGAGGAAGAGGAGCUGAUCCCAGGUGUCAGGAGGAGGAUGGAGGUGGAGAGGAAACGAGAUACUUUAGCUCCAGGGUCGGCGGGCAGCGGAAGGGACGCUGAGGACAAGGAGGUAAACGCCGACGUGUCGGUGCACGUGAGGGCCGAUCUUUUUGUAAACGCACGCUCUUGGGAGCGCGUUCGCGGGGCUUUGAGCGCGCUGGGCCCCCUCAGGCUGCAGUGCAGAUACCUCCGCGUGGAAGAGGUUUCGGUGACCAGUAUCAAGACCCUGCUGGGCCUCCUGCCCCGCCAGGGUCUUCUGGGCAUCGAUGUUCGCUACAGCAGCCUCGGGGUGGCCGGCCUGGCCGAGCUGCUGCCUCUGCUCGCCACCUUCCCUGCGCUGAGCUCCCUGCGCCUACACUACUGUAACUUGGACUUUCGCAGGGACCACGUUGGCCAGGAUGAGGCCCUCAGGGACUUGUCUCAGGGCCUGACGCAGCUGCAAGAGCUGCGGCGCCUCAGCCUCACUGCCCUGCGCCUGCCUGGACAACUUCGUGUGCUGCUUAGCUCACUCCCUCAGCCUCUGGAGAUACUGGAGCUGCCGUAUUUGAGCCUGAGCCCAGCCGACCUCGCCUAUCUGUCCUGCAGCCACCAUGCGUCCACGCUGCAGCAGUUGGACCUGAGCGAGAACCGCCUGGAUGAAAACACCCUGGCGUCGAUCCGCCGCCUCCUCUCCCAGGCUGCCGGUGGCCUGCAGCACCUCUCUUUGAGCGGCUGUGGCCUCACUGAUGGCCUGCUGGGUCUCUUGCUGCCCUCGUUGGGAGGCUGCCGGGCCCUCAAGAGCUUGGCUCUGGCCCUGAACCCCCUCUCCGUCGCCGGCCUCGUGGACCUGGUGAGGAUGGCCGUGCGAAUGCCCUCCCUCCGUCAGUUACUGUACCCCAACCCGCUGGAGGACUACCAGCCGGGCCUCCCCGACCUGCCCUCUAGCGCUCAGCUCCUAGACUGGCCGCUGGACGCAGUCACAGACAUCAACGUUACCAGCAGCCAGCUCAACAGGGUGCUGCUGGAGAGCGGGCGGUCGGACCUCUUUCUGACGUGCGACCUGCUGAACUACGAUAAAGACUUGGUGGACUAGAGCAGAGGUGAAAGGAUGGACACGGGUAUCACACACCGGAGCAAUGUACAUACACCUGACGAUCACGUUACCAGUGGUUAUUAAUGGUCAAGUAUGGUUCAAUUAUCUGGUUUAAAGGAAAAAUAUUGAGUCCUUCUCUUGGGAUUUCAAGAAUGGGCCAUUUGUAAUAUUUGUUAUUAUAUUGUAAUUAUACAGUAAUAAGCCAUAUGCUUUGAAACUACUUUAUUAAAGCUCACAUAUAAAUGAUUUUGUACUCAAAAUUGCUUUAUGAUCACUUCAACGGAAUAGAUGGUAUUACAGCUGUCACUUAAUUCAUAUUUAGUAUAUAUGUAGAUAAUACAUGUAACAAGUUGUAACACUGGCUUCCGUUUGUGUGCUCAGUUUCUCAAUCAAGGAAAUGAAUAUAACAAAAAUGCAAGAUAUUUAGUCAUAUUUUACUUAUUUGAAGUAAAAUAUGACUAAAUAUUUCUCUGUGCUUUUCUAAUUUACAUAUUUGUCAUGCUGUAAUUGUUGUAAAAUAUCCAGAAUUAUGUUUUUUUCCCCUCGUUCCAGACGUUAUAAAUCUUCAAUUAUAAGGAAACACAAAUGUCUAAUCACCUUUUUAACACAUGGAUGUAUUUACAUAGUGUCAGUCACCGAAUAAAUCAUUCAUAAAGCA